GGCGUGCGAGCGGAUUUUUCCUUCGGCGGAUUGUGGAAACCCCGAAACCGCCCGUCUGUGUCCACCCGGGUGGUGGUCGGCCGGAAAGUACGAUUUUAUAAUUAUAACAAGCCAACUUUGCAGUGGACCGUGUGGAGCAUUUCUCCCUUCCUUGUUUGCGUGUGUACCUGUGUGACUGUGUUUGUUGGUGCCAUUAGUGUGUCGUAGCCGCCGCCGUAAGAUCGUCCGCGUAAUCCGCCCCGACAUCCACCGAUCGUCGUGUUCCCAGGAGCCAGGAGAGGCCGCCUUGGUCAGCGGAGGUUUUUUUUGAGGAGGAAAGUCAAGACGCAAAAUGCCGCCAAAGAAGAAAACCGAUUUAGACGAUUUGAAGCAGGAGUUGGAUAUUGAUUAUCAUAAGAUCACACCGGAGGAACUGUACCAGCGACUUCAGACACACCCGGAAAAUGGUCUCAGUCAUGCGAAAGCCAAGGAGAAUCUAGAACGAGAUGGACCAAACGCCCUGACCCCUCCAAAACAGACGCCCGAAUGGGUGAAGUUCUGCAAGAAUCUCUUCGGCGGUUUCGCUCUGCUGCUGUGGAUCGGUGCCAUUUUGUGUUUCAUCGCUUACGGUAUUCAGGCCAGUACCGUCGAGGAACCGGCCGAUGAUAAUCUGUAUCUCGGUAUCGUGCUGGCCGCUGUCGUGAUAGUGACCGGUAUUUUCUCAUACUAUCAGGAAUCGAAAAGUUCAAAGAUUAUGGAAUCGUUCAAGAACAUGGUCCCUCAGUUUGCUACCGUUCUGCGAGAGGGUGAAAAGCUGACGCUGCGCGCUGAGGAUCUGGUCAUCGGUGACGUGGUUGAGGUUAAGUUCGGCGAUAGGAUACCGGCAGAUGUUCGUAUCAUCGAAGCGCGGAACUUCAAGGUCGACAACUCUUCGCUGACUGGUGAAUCGGAGCCGCAGUCCCGUGGACCCGAUUUUACCCACGAGAACCCGCUGGAAACCAAGAACUUGGCUUUCUUCUCGACCAAUGCCGUGGAAGGUACUGCGAAGGGCGUUGUUAUCAGCUGUGGUGAUUAUACCGUGAUGGGCCGCAUUGCUGGAUUGGCUUCCGGUCUGGACACUGGCGAGACUCCGAUCGCUAAGGAAAUUCACCAUUUCAUCCACCUGAUUACGGGUGUCGCUGUGUUCCUCGGUGUUACUUUCUUCGUCAUUGCCUUCAUUCUCGGGUACCACUGGCUAGAUGCCGUGAUUUUCCUGAUCGGUAUCAUCGUCGCCAACGUACCGGAGGGUCUGCUGGCCACGGUCACUGUGUGUCUGACGCUGACAGCCAAGCGUAUGGCUUCGAAGAACUGUCUGGUGAAGAACUUGGAGGCCGUCGAAACACUCGGAUCCACCUCGACUAUCUGCUCGGAUAAGACCGGAACCCUGACACAGAACCGUAUGACAGUCGCUCACAUGUGGUUCGACAAUCAGAUCAUUGAAGCCGAUACCACGGAGGACCAGAGUGGUGUGCAGUACGAUCGUACCAGCCCUGGUUUCAAGGCAUUGUCCCGCAUCGCUUCGCUGUGCAACCGCGCCGAGUUCAAGGGUGGCCAGGAUGGUGUGCCGAUUCUGAAAAAGGAGGUUAGCGGUGAUGCUUCUGAAGCUGCACUGCUCAAGUGCAUGGAACUGGCUCUCGGUGAUAUAAUGAGCAUCCGCAAGCGCAACAAGAAGGUAUGCGAAAUCCCGUUCAACUCGACCAACAAGUACCAGGUAUCGAUCCACGAAACGGAAGAUCCUAGCGAUCCGCGCUAUCUGCUGGUAAUGAAGGGUGCCCCGGAGCGUAUUCUGGAGCGCUGCUCGACGAUCUUCAUCAACGGCAAAGAGAAACUGAUGGACGAAGAGAUGAAGGAAGCGUUCAACAAUGCGUACCUAGAGCUUGGAGGUCUUGGCGAGCGUGUCCUCGGUUUCUGCGAUUUCCAACUGCCCUCGGACAAAUACCCGGUCGGUUUUAAGUUCAACUCCGAUGAAGUCAACUUCCAAGUGGACAAUCUGCGCUUCGUCGGUCUGAUGUCGAUGAUUGAUCCACCGCGUGCCGCUGUGCCAGACGCCGUCGCCAAGUGCCGCUCGGCCGGUAUCAAGGUUAUCAUGGUUACCGGCGAUCAUCCGAUCACUGCCAAGGCUAUCGCCAAGUCGGUUGGUAUCAUUUCGGAGGGUAACGAAACGAUUGAGGAUAUUGCGCAGCGUUUGAACAUCCCCGUUUCGGAGGUUAAUCCACGCGAGGCGAAGGCUGCCGUUGUGCACGGUUCGGAGUUGCGUGAUCUGUCUUCUGAUCAAAUGGAUGAAAUUUUGCGUUAUCACACCGAAAUUGUGUUCGCCCGUACUUCACCGCAGCAGAAGCUGAUCAUUGUCGAAGGUUGCCAGCGUAUGGGGGCCAUCGUGGCCGUAACUGGUGACGGUGUUAACGAUUCACCUGCUCUAAAGAAGGCCGAUAUCGGUGUCGCUAUGGGUAUCGCCGGUUCCGAUGUGUCGAAACAGGCUGCAGACAUGAUUCUUCUUGAUGAUAACUUUGCCUCGAUCGUUACCGGUGUUGAGGAGGGACGUCUGAUUUUCGAUAACUUGAAAAAAUCGAUCGCAUACACACUUACGUCCAACAUUCCGGAAAUUUCACCCUUCCUUGCGUUCAUCCUGUGCGACAUUCCGUUGCCUCUUGGUACCGUUACGAUUCUGUGUAUCGAUCUGGGAACUGAUAUGGUACCUGCCAUUUCGCUAGCCUACGAACACGCAGAGUCUGAUAUCAUGAAACGACCACCACGUGAUCCAUUCAACGAUAAACUUGUGAAUGAGAGACUUAUUUCGAUGGCUUACGGGCAGAUCGGUAUGAUUCAGGCAGCCGCAGGUUUCUUCGUGUACUUCGUCAUCAUGGCUGAAAACGGUUUCCUGCCACUGAAACUGUUCGGUCUCCGCAAGAGCUGGGAUUCAAAGGCCAUUAACGAUCUCACAGAUUCGUACGGACAGGAAUGGACCUACCGUGACCGUAAAACUCUGGAGUUCACCUGCCACACCGCGUUCUUCGUCUCGAUCGUCGUCGUCCAGUGGGCCGAUUUGAUCAUUUGUAAGACACGCCGUAACUCGAUUUUCCACCAGGGCAUGAGAAACUGGGCCCUCAACUUCGGUCUUGUGUUCGAAACGAUACUGGCUGCCAUCCUGUCCUACACUCCGGGUAUGGAUAAGGGUCUGCGUAUGUUCCCACUGAAGUUCGUCUGGUGGCUCCCAGCUUUACCGUUCAGCUUGUCCAUCUUCGUGUAUGACGAAAUUCGUCGCUUCUACUUGAGACGCAACCCAGGUGGCUGGCUAGAGCAAGAAACGUACUAUUAGGUCAACAAAUUUAUAUUUAAAACGAUUAAUUAAAAUCAACUCCCCAAACAAAACAAAAAACACACGCACCAACAACAACAACAAGAACAACAAGCUACACAUAGACAGGUAUACAAAGAACACGCAGCUACAUAUACACACAACACACCCGAAACAACAGAAAGUGGUGGAGAAAAGGGAGAAAGAGCUAAGCUACAAUUGAAAUCGGAGCGGUAUUGAAAACCGGUGUUGAUAGUUUGCGAGCAUAAAAAUAAACUAAUCAUUAAUACGAACGAAUAGUAACGGGAGGAUGAUGAUGAAGUUUUAGUACAGCAGCGCAGCAGUUAGUUAGGGUAAGAAGAUCGGCCACAACUGAGCCAAACCCACACCCCACUGGCAGGGCAAGCGAUGAACCGAGACGAUGCCAUAAGUAGUGUGUGCUGCUCUGGAAGUGGCACUGACGGAUUGGGAAAGGUUGCGAAAGUCGGUUGGAAUGACGAUGGUAUGAUGUACGAAGACGAAACGUAAUUAUAUUUUUCUUAUCAUACAUUUUAAAGCGGCAGCGAGCCCUGCGAACAGUCUCGGGGUAAUCCGAUACUAUUGUUUUGAGGGGGCGCGGGCCAUCUGCAGACCGUGGCUCAACAAAGUUGAUGGGAAGCCGAGUUAAAGCACGGUUGAACGGUUGUUGAAUGUGGCGCGUGGCGUAAGUUGUGGUACAGUGGGGGUCGUUUUUUUACUUUCCAUGUUAUUGUUGUCUCGGUUAAGCAGAGAGAAAAAAGUGCAAACAAUUCGUCCGAUGUAAAAACUAUGAUACGAACAAAACGACAGCUCUUGUUUACUCGGUAUGAGUUUUCGCAGUCCCCUAUUGGCCCCGGUUUGCAAGGCCACUAUCGCCCCGAGUGUCCGAACAACAGGUCAUCCACUGUUUGUGCGCUCAGUUUCAGACUGUACUCCUCGAGGAUUCGAGUGAUUACUGUUCCCUUACUGUGCGGUUGGUUUGUGUAUCUGUUGCGUGUAUGCGCCAAGGAACCAUGUUGCGUGGUGUUCGAGUAUUGGCCGCAGAAAGUGAGAAGAAAAACACUGGAACGUACUGUCUCGUUUAUAAAAAGCACACGUGUUUAAGGUACAAGUUUUAAGGAUACCCUUUGACUAGACGGUGAGAACCCAAUAGGCAGGCAGGUCAGGUGUGUGCAACACGAAACGGUCGCGAUAAAAUGCUGCGUGUGCUUACGAUAGUCACUGCAGCCAGCCACAAUAAGAAGAAGAACUAAAAAGACACUAACGGCAGACGUUUGAUCUGCUUGCGGGUUGUUUUUUAUUAUUGUUAUUAUUCUCAAAGCUUUUCCGCUAGCCUUGUGCGUGUGCUGUUCAUGAUGUGAGUGUUUGCGGUUAGGAGUCGGUUUUGCCUAUUUCAAUUUUUCUGUUUUGUGUAUUCGCUGUCCAUAGUACGUUGAAACUAUUUGCUGCCAACAUCGUAUCAUCAAUCGCCAUAAUGCCAUCACGUUAUAUCGUUACCCGUCACAGCCACCGUUACAAAUCGAUGAAUUUCCGCCAUGCGGCAGAGCGAGCGUGACAGCGCGGAACUGGUGAAGAUAUAAACAAUUUAGCAGAGUCGAGAAGCUGCUGCACAGUAUGUUUUGUGCGCACCAUGUUUUUCGCACACUCAAACACACCACGCGUAAGGUAUAAUGUGUAUCUCAUAAGUGUAUAACGUAUGUCUUCGUUACAAGCAUACAGCGCAAUUAUACCCCGAUUCAUAGCUGAAACUGACAUCCUAGUUCACGUCCAGAAGGAAAGCAAAUAAAACUAAAAACUGCUACACCGUAAUACCGAGAUAUGCCAUCAACUUCUAGACGAGCGACACGACAAAAAUACCUUCAAAGACACACAUACGCACACAAACAGACACACACACAAACACAGACACACAUUCAAGCACAGGAUCUGUGCGUUAUACUAAAGGAGGAAAGGUUCAUGUUGUCCGCCGGUGGUUGAAGUGCGGAACUUUCUCUGAAUUUUCCCACGUUCAUUGUUCUCUAAUUAAAGAUAAAUUAAUAAAACGGAGGAAAGAAAUCGAGAUACACUCAUAGACGACAUAACCACACGUACAGACACAUGAAACACAUUGAAAAAGCUACGACGCAAAUUGAUCAACUCGUUGUUAGUUACAAAGAAAAGAAAAGGUAAUAAAGUAAAUAAUACGCUCGGAACAUAAUUUAAAAUGAAUAAAAAAAACAUAGUAAUAGAAGAAGACAGCUGGGCAGAGAACCGUAAGGAAUAUUAAAGAAACAAAAAUUUGCGUAAGAAAAUAAAGCAACACAAUGCGAAAAGAAACAAGAUUAGUGCUGUAGUCGUUGUGAGGUGCAUGAAACAAGACGAAACAUGAUCCCCACAAACACACACACACACCCACACACACACAUACUCACAACUACCGGCAUGCAAACAAAACACGAUGAUAUACACAUAUAGAGAGAGACAAACACAAAUUACCCACCCGCGGAUCAAAAAAUCACAAAUAAACGCAGAAAUGCAUGAGAAACGAGAGAAAAAUAUUAAGCCCUAUAAAAAAAUGCAAAAGAGUCACUGAAACACUUAGAAUCGAAAUAGAGUUUGAUGAAUAUGCGAACGAAGAUGAUACAUGCAGACAGAACAGCAAAAGCUACAAAUAGAGCAACAAAAUUUGUUAUGUUCAUAAGAGAAACAAAACCAGAGCAGAGCUGAGAGAUAACGUUAAAAGUAGAGAAUUAAAUAAACAAAAAAAACGCG
Messenger RNA from Anopheles bellator, 6082 nucleotides. RefSeq names its product sodium/potassium-transporting ATPase subunit alpha (gene Atpalpha). Gene Ontology annotation, cellular component: membrane. The transcript is spliced from 10 exons. Gene Ontology annotation, biological process: potassium ion import across plasma membrane; intracellular sodium ion homeostasis; proton transmembrane transport. The record is from RefSeq and is a predicted model, not a curated record. Bases 332 to 3334 code for a protein of 1000 amino acids. Gene Ontology annotation, molecular function: ATP hydrolysis activity; P-type sodium:potassium-exchanging transporter activity; ATP binding. NCBI's taxonomy places the organism in Eukaryota, Metazoa, Arthropoda, Insecta, Diptera, Culicidae.